AUUCAAACAACUUUCAACUCUUGCCUAGAGAGGUUGUUGACAAUACGCUCACUCAACGUGUGUUGUGUAUACGGUUAUUGGGGCCCACAUAUGUUCAAGUUACACUAGUGUUUUCUGUUGUUGCGACGGCCGAAUCUAGUCAUUGAAGUGAAAUACACAUGCACAAACCAAAGUGGUGUCGAAUCAAGCCAUAAAGUAAAAUAAGAAAACAACAAAUAUCAAGAAAUAAGUGAAUUGCGGAACGAGUUUUUUCCCCAAGUAUAUUGUUGUAAUUCCUCUUUGCAAAUGUCCAAAAGUGUUCACUCUAUAGAACUGCCGCGACAGUGAUUUUGAUAUAUAUAUAUAUAUGUAUUUAAUUUAGUUGAAUGCGUAAUUUGUUGUUUCCCGGUUAAAAAAAUACAAAAGGAAUAUGCUUUUUAAACGAUUUGGUAUGGGUUUAACCCUUCUACUUGCUGUACUGUAUUUGCGGCCAACACCAUCAACGGCUUUGAUUGAGGAUGUUUUGGAUGUACUGCAUGUUGUCAAGGAGGUUACAACAGCAGUUCUGAAGGCCUGGGAUGUGGUUAAAAUAACAACAUCGAAUUCCGACAUCGAUUUUCCUUUGAUGAGAGACAAACAAAAGAAGGUUCUUUCAAGACUGCGAGAAGUUAGCAGUCAAAUUAUAAAAACAGAAGAUCAGCAUUCUGAACACAUUGCUGCAGCCAUUGAUUCAGUCAAUAAUUUUGUCGAAAGUAAUCUACAAUUACUUGCCAAACGCAAUGAAAUCGCCGAUACAAUGAACCGAAUAACGUCGCGUUUCCAGCAAAUGCAACAGUACGAACAGUUUGAGCAAAAAUUGGAAACAGAAACACUGUUGAAAUUCGCCGAAUGGACUGUGGCCCCAAAUGCCUAUUCGGUACACCAUUUAAUGGAUCGAUUACACUUGAUGAUGUUUGGACCUGACGAUAAGGCUGCCUUGGGUUCGUCGGGAACAAAUAUUUUGGAAAUGAUGGCAAAUAGUUAUGAGGCUUCAAAAGAGGAAAGAUGCCUGAACCAACAAUCAACACAACAAUUCCUGUACUCCUUGUAUACGGAUAUCGCUUUAACAGAGCUCAAAGGCUAUACAAUGAUGGAAUUUUCAUGGAUGAUUCUAAGAGUAUAUGGCAAAGGCAAUUUCACUCAAGAGGCUGAACUAAUGCGCAAAGAUUUUGAAAAACGUACCGAUAAAACUGUACGUUUACUGCGUGAUGUUAUGAAGCGCGCCGAUCGUAUUGUUUGGCGCUGUGAUCCCGAUAAAUAUGUUUUGGGUCAAAACUACGAUGAGGUUACACGACUACUGCAGGGUUACAUUGAGAACGAAGUCGAUAUGAAUUACAACCGCGAAUGCUGGUCGACGUGUGAAGACUAUACCAGUACCAAGAAUGAAGGAUGUUUCAAGGAUAAAUUCUGUGCCCGUCAAGAGCGCUGUUCGGGCAAUAUACACAGUUGUCGUCGUUUUGAUUCCGACAUGUUUAUAUGUCAAUCGCCUCGUGAUAGUCCCAAGCGCUAUGAGUUCAUUGAAUAUGAAAAUGGUGUAACUUUGGGAAAAGUUGGCCAAUGUUCCAGAGGAAAAACUUCGGUCGACUCAUGGUGGCGUUAUUUGUUCUGGCAUUGCACCUACUGUUUCUGUUUGUGUGAUGAUCAAUACAGUUCGAAAACGGAUCGUUAUUUCAAUUUGCGCGAAACUCUAUCAAAUGUCAAUGAAAACAAGGUGCUUACAGGUUUACGUUUUGCCAAAGUCAAUCGGGUAUUCCAUUUACAAAUUCAAGAGGGUGUUCUGUUGCCUCGCGGCAAGGUAAAUGAAUCCUCAUUGAAUUGGGUGCCCAUCGACAAUUACACACUAAAUGCAAGAAACGUUCGCAACAAUCGUGAUUACUAUACACUGAGCUAUGGCGCACGUUCAAUUGAUUUGGAUGAUGUGCAUACCGAUGAUCACAGUUUUGUGGUAACUGGUGUACGUUUCCGUGUCGUGGGUGCCCAUUUGAAUUUGGAGGCUCGUCUGAGUGAGUUCAACUUUGAAACGGGCAAAUUGGUGAACCCACAAGAGAAUAGCUUUUGGAAAUCAAAUGAUAACACCGAUGUCAGUGGUGACCGAAGGCAAAAAGUUGAGCUUAGCAGCCCAGAUGUACCAAUCCGUACUAAAGCCAAAUCUGUGCCCGACUCUCGUCACAAUCAAUAUAUUGAGUUUACAGCAUCCGAUGUCUACAAGGAUGCAUCGCAGUCCACAGUGCCCUUCAUUGAUACCCAAUAUGUGAUCUCAACACCCCCUGUGCCAUUGGCUGGCAUUGGCAUCUAUCACAAGGGGCGUCCGGGCUAUGGUGGUUUCAUAGCUCCCAAGCUCAUGACUUAUGAUUUUGCACCUCACAUUCAACCACCUCGUAGAAACUAAGCUACCUUUGUGUAAACUUAAAUGAAAAUUACACCGAACAUUUUCCUAUGCCCUUCUAUCCUCUCCCAACUAUUCUAACUAGGCCUUCUUCAGUUUUAGUUGUAAGCUAUGAUUAUUUUAAUUAUAACAAACCUGCAGAAUUAAUGAUUUUAUAAAGCAUUAAAGUGAAAUAUUUGUAAAGUA
Messenger RNA from Stomoxys calcitrans (stable fly), 2590 nucleotides. RefSeq lists its product as uncharacterized. The transcript has 8 exons. The record is from RefSeq and is a predicted model, not a curated record. Lineage: Eukaryota; Metazoa; Arthropoda; Insecta; Diptera; Muscidae. Bases 410 to 2407 code for a protein of 665 amino acids.